Molecule: messenger RNA, 2110 nt
Organism: Mustela lutreola (European mink)
Lineage: Eukaryota; Metazoa; Chordata; Mammalia; Carnivora; Mustelidae
Product: organic anion transporter 3-like
Exons: 4
Coding region: 117-647 (176 amino acids)
Source: RefSeq, a predicted model, not a curated record
UUCUCUCCUCCAGGUUUUCCGCAGGCUUCUCCUUUUUUGGGCUGGGUUUGGAUGUGCAGAAAUUUGGGUUCAACAUCUACUGGACACAACUGCUGUUUACAGUCGUGGAUUUCCCCAUGAAGCUGCUGACGGGCCUGAGCAUGGGCUACUUUGGCCGCCGAAUCACUGCCAUCUCUUUGCAGCUGGCGGCCGGUUGCGUGAUCCUUGUCACCUCAUUUCUUCCUCGAGACUUGAAUACCUUUAAGAUGAUCCUCUGUUUGUUUGGGAAAGGGAGCCUGGCCGGCUGUUUCAGUUGUCUCUACCUAUACACCAUGGAGCUCUUCCCAACCGAAGUCAGGCAGACCGGGAUGAGUGCUGGGAUCUUCAGCACACGCCUGGGCUCCCUCUUGUCCCCCCUGGUCUACAUCCUGGGCAACCAUAGCCCAGUGCUACAGCCGGUGAUGUUUGGCCUGGUCCCUAUCCUGGCAGCCACAGCGGGCUCCUUCCUGAUAGAGACCAACAACCAGCCGUUGCCGAACACCAUCCAGGAGACAGAGAAGAGAGUGAAGAUGGCUCGUGACAAGCAAAGAAACGUCAGUGAAAAUACCACAAAGAAAGGAUUGGCCUCACUUCUCCCAGAAAAGACAAAAGUCGAAUGUACGGUGUGAUUUCUCUGGACCCACACCUAUAUUCUGAAUGGCCCUUCCUCUCUCUUCACUUUCUCAUGUUUUGGAAAUGUGACACGUCUUGCCAAGGAAAUGCGGUGGCACCCCGCUUGACCACUAUGGACAGCAACGAUAGGGCUGUGCUCUGGAAAUAUUAUAAGGCAGAUGAGUCAUUCGACUUAGAGACCAACGAGAAAUGACACGUAUUGGACAAUCUGUGACACUUGAAUAUGAAGAAUGAGCUUUAAGUAGAUAUGAAGGGAUCCGUCGAUUUUGUGAAGUGGCAUCAGGUAACAGAAGCCAACGUCCCUUUUUAAAAAAGAAAAAAGAUGUGAAGCUGAAGUAUUUAGGAAUGAAAUGAAACAUCGGGAAUUUGCUUUAAAAUUCUAGAAAAGUGGACAGAGUGAGUGCCAGGGUUGAAGCAGGGAGUUCCUUGAUCUUCCUACUUUGGGACGUGUUUGGAAAAAUUUUUAAGAUUUUAUUUAUUUAUUUGGCAGACAGAUCACAAGUAGGCAGAGAGACAGGUGCAUGGGGGUCAGGGGGCAGGCUCCCUGCUGAGAGAGAGCCUGAUGUGGGGCUUGAUCCCAGGACGCUGAGAUCAUACCUGAGCAGAAGGCAGGGGCUUAACCCACUGAGCCACCCAGGCGCCCUGUUUGGAAAUUUUUAUGAUUGAAAUAUUUUUCAAGUCCAACAGCUUUUUUCUAUGAUUAAUCUAAAACAAUGACAUGAUGGCUGAAAACGUCCCCCCAGGCUGCCUCCCCAAGGGUUUUGUCUCCUUGGUGGUGGCUCUUAUCAGACCCUGAAACCCUUAGUAGCUGCAGCUCAAGGUCAUAUCCUACAUUGCCUGUGGAUGACCCAACCAGCUCUCUGGCGAGCAGCCCAGGGAGGCAGCCCAGAUCACAGGGUGAAUGCCUGAGACUCCAAAAGGCCAAAAACCUAGCAGAGCUUCCAAAGAGAGGUGGUGAGGGGCGUGUCCAAGAUGUUGAUCAGAGCGCUGUUGACAUCGCUUGCUAGUUACUGAUAUCGCUAAGUUUGGUAAUGGUCAUUUGAUAUACAAGGACAUAUGCUUGAGACCCACAGGGCUUCGGUAUGGAGAAGAGCCUCCUGAAUUUCUGAAAAUCAAGGUGUCCGCUGGUUAUCACUGAGCUUCUCUAUCCAGCAUGGGCAUGUAAAUGUAUGUAUUUUUUUUUCCCUACACCUACGUUUUCUCUAACAUAGAAGACAGAGGAUUAUUGCAGUGUUCAUGUUUUUGUUACUAGCCUCUGAACUAAUGAUGUUAAAUAGAAUACAAAAAAAUUCAGCUAAGUUUCUCAAAUGCUAAUUCAUAUUUUGUUAUUUCUGUUUGUUGUUUACUUAUUUAUCUGCUUUAAGUAUGAACGAUUAACCAAUAUUCAAUUCUCGUUUGAAUUAUGAUUAUGAAUUAUAUCAUGGUUUGUUUUUAGAAAUAAAAAUCCCUUUUUUGAAAA